CGGACUUGGCGGGUCAUUCGACGGUCGAUUCAGAUAGCGGCGUCGCCUCCACCAUGGCACAAGCCGAGCCUGGUGCGGCGUCGCUGCUGAGGGAAGUGGAAGGCUGGGACCCCGAGGCGUGCCGCCGCCAGCUCCCCGCUGUCCUGCCUCGUCUCCUGUCCAUGUAUCAGAUUUCUGACAACUGGACUGAGCAUACUUGUGUCUUUAGAAUCCUGGCAGAACGGUUUCUCCCCCACAUUGCUCUUUCUGAGUUAGAGGAAGCAUUUUUCUCGAAAGUAUUACCAAAGGCAGUACAACUGUUCGAUCAAUUGAUAUGUGAGUUAUCCAGUCAGGCAAAAGAAUUAACAGACAAGAAUGCAGAAUUACCCAUGGCACUGAGAAGUCAUCUGGAGACUGUAGUGCAGCUGAUGGAAGUAUUAAGAGGAUGUGUUCAACAUGUCUGUACAAUGCAGGAAACAGUGCCUUUAGAAUGUAUCCGCAGUCUUCCCUCUUCUGUUCUUCAUGUGAUCAAGAACACAUUUAUACACUGCAGGGACAGUGAAAUGCUGUACAGUGACCACCUCCACUUGUUCGCUGACUUACUCCAGUCUUUGUUUAAGGGAGCCUACACUUUGCAAAAGCAGCUUAUGGAGCUGCUUGAGAUGAUAUCCGUGGAUUCCUCUACUGCUGAAGACAGUACAGCAACUGUGGUUUCAGUGAUUCACACGGUGUUGGAGAUCUGCUCUGCCAUUUCCAGCAUAGACCAUGCCCUUCAUGCAAACACAUGGAAGUUUUUAAUCAGGCAGAGCACGAAGCACAAGUCGCUGAUAAAGAACAGCGUGAAGCAUGCUGCUAUCCUCAGUGGCCUUUGUGAGGGCAUCCUGUUCUCCUUCCAGUCUUGUUUGCUGCUGGCUGAGCAGAUGAAACGAUCUGGGACGCAGGAGGAUGUUGACUAUAAGGUGUUUCAAAGGACAAUCAAGCUGUGUAGGUUCUUCGCCGUUUCCCUGGUGCACUACAUCAAGGAGUUCGCUCCUUUCUUGGUGGAUUCUUGCUCUCAACUGCACCAGACGUAUCUUCAAAUAUACAGCAAGUUUCCUCCAAGUUUGCAUUCUGCAGUGAUUUCUGAGGCACAUCAGGAUGAAAUAGCAAAGGGAUUCCUGGUGGCCCUGGAUCCUCUCCUCCCCAGCCUGCUCUCCUUCAGGCCUUUUGUGGAAGCUGUGUUAAGUAAAGUCUUAGCUCUCCCUCCUGAGCAGCACUUUGCACAGUGCCAUCUCCUGCUUUCUGUAAUGGACCUGUUGCCAUCCCAGCCUCAAGAGGUACAGGCGCUUUGGAAUACAGGAAAUCAUUUCCAAGAAGACACUCCCAGGUUCCCCUUGUUUACUGCUCUCUUCCUCAGCCUUCAGCAGUGCUCCGGAGAGCUUUCCCUUCCUGUCUUUUUGCCGGGAGUGAUGUCGCCUGGAAAACCAGAAACCUCUGUCACCUUCUACCACUACGUCUGUGUCCACUUGUGUGCCUUUAUCACCUCUCUCUCUGCGUCACAUUUUCCUCUGCUGGAACGGUUGCUGCUGGAAACUGUGCUGGGUUCUAACAUGAUCACUGUUCUCCUAGCUGUGGAUGCCUGGUGCUUCCUUGCCCGGUACGGAACAGCAGAUCUGUGUGCUCAACAUGCACUGACAAUAGCCAGUUUGAUAAGAGCUUGUCCUGCUGAACAUUAUCGGCUCUCUCUGCUGGGUGUCCUGUUGAGACGCCUGCUCUUCCUAAUGGCUCCCAAUCACCAGAUGGAGUUUAUCCAAAGAUUUCCUCCCAAGGAAAUGGAGAAUCUGAUCUUAUGGCAGCAUCUUUCUCUCAAGGCCCUGAUGGCUCCACUUCGGAAGCAAGUUGCUCACGAACUUUUUGCGACAGGUCUUGCACGAUUCGAAGAGUUGCUGAGUAGCAAACGGCCACUGCAGGAGCUUCUGUGGGAGAACGCUGCUCUUUCUGCCCUGCUGUCAGUGUGCCAAACUGCCGGAGAGACUCUGGAGGCGGGACAGCAGAUGGCGCUUGUCAGAGCUGCUGGCCAGCUUUUGGCUGCUGUGAACAUUGCACAGGUCUCCAGUCAGCCCUGUCUGCAACAGGCUGUUUGCUUGACAUUUCGACUUUUGAAGCACUUCAUCCAACUUGUGGAGUCUCAAAUGCUUGUUCAGAUAUUGGCGUUGCAAUAUUCUCUCCUCCAAGUGAAGCCUCCAGACCAUAUUCAGCUUGCAAUCUUAGAUUUUCUCUCUUCAAUGGGGAAAUUAUUUAUUCCACCAGAUUGCCAGGUACAGAUUCUGCCUAAGGUGUCCUGUCUGUUUGCAUCUUUGCUUGCCAGCAGUAACUGGUUGAUCCAUCAGCAUGCCCUAGAGGCGUUUACUCAGUUUGCAGAGGAAACAAGCCAUGAAGACAUAAUUCCCCAGUGCCUCAGCUCUGAAGAAACGAAAAGCAAAGUUGUGUGCUUCCUGUCAAAGGGCUGCCGUGCCGAGGAGACGGCAGAAGCCAGAGCAGAACGGAUGAAAGAGGAAAAUGUUCUUUUCAGUCGCGUCUUGGUAGAGGACAGAGCAGAGAGACAAAGAACUGGGGUAGCAGAGUCCUCCCCGAAAAGAAUGUGCUACUCCCCCAGUGAGAGGCAAUACGAGUCUGCAAUUGACAGUGCUGCAGGGGCACUGGAGACCAUGGAGCUACUGCUGCAAAAAGGCCUGCCCCCAGCAUGGCUUGCCAAGAAACUGGACGCAUUGCAGACAACACUGGACCGCCUGAAAGACAGCGUGUGCUGACGGCUGUUACACACCCAGCUCGGGAUUCCUUCAGUACUUACUGUUAACCUCCGCUGCCAUUCUUGGCUUACACUUGUUUUGGUUUGUGUAUUUCCCCAGAAGCCUAUUGGCUGGAAGAGUAGAAAUACUUCCCAUGGGCUAAAGUGUUUCCAGCUUUCGCAGACAGCUGCCUGCCGUUUGAAUGACUAGACUCUUUUUAAACAAAAUAAUGUCGUUAAGAACAUAA
This is a messenger RNA of Sphaerodactylus townsendi, 2994 nucleotides long. RefSeq names its product linkage group 05 C1orf112 homolog (gene FIRRM). The record is from RefSeq and is a predicted model, not a curated record. The coding region runs from base 54 to 2768 and encodes 904 amino acids. The transcript has 24 exons. NCBI's taxonomy places the organism in Eukaryota, Metazoa, Chordata, Lepidosauria, Squamata, Sphaerodactylidae.